AGCCGGUCUACGAUUGCGCUACUCGCUCUCUUGAAAAGUAAUCAAGACCUCACGACACUACAAAUCUACGCCACGAUGCGGCCAACCGCGCAGUGCCUGGCGCCGGGCUUCUUCAAGCGCAGCCUGGAUGAGUUCAAGCGUCUCUCCAUGUUCGCCCUCAAACUUGAAGGCUUGAAGUCGCCAACCAAGGCACUUCCACUGGUUCAAUUCGAGAAACCAGAAGAUAUUGACUCAUACAAACGCAUGAGCGACAGAGACAUCGGCGGCUUUUCGACCAGCGAGUUCGACCAUCAUCCCGUCACCCAGACUGAACCAUCCCACGUCCGAUGGCAUGGCACCAUAUCCACACAGCUCCCCCAAAACCAACCACACAUUCAGCGAACUGGAUAUGCAGGAUGGCGAUCACUUGACCGGGGGGCUACUAUCUUCGGCAAGUCGCUGUGGGAUGUGAGCAUGUACGGCUUCCUCGCUAUCCAAUUCAAGUCCGACGGACGCAAGUACUUUGUCAACGUGCAGACCGAGUCAAUUGUUCCCACAGAUAUUCACCAGCACCUAUUACAUUCGAAGACGCCUGGGGAGUGGGAGACGAUCCUGAUCAAGUGGAGCGAGUUCGUACGGACAAAUCAUGGACAGGUCGUUGAGCCGCAGAGGGAGAUGUUGACACAAAAAGUGCGGACAGUGGGCAUAUCGUUGAUUGAUCGGAUACCGGGUCCGUAUGAUUUGAGCAUCAGCAAGAUGUGGGCGACGAAUGCAGGACGGGAUGAUGAGAUCCUGCGGAACGUUACAGGAGAAGUCGGAGGUCGACCUACUUGGCAUCCGCAGCAGGUAGACUACAAAGAGAACCUCAAGAGGCAAGCUUCUGCGUUUCAAAAAGGUCAACGAGAGACAAUUACAUAGGCAUUCACAUGCAAAUUAAUGUCAAGUUCGGAUUUUGUCUUGCGAAGUUACCAUGUGCUACACUUCCUUCGCCAAAUGUCUGCUUGAUGAGAUAGUACUCAACAAC
This is a messenger RNA of Cucurbitaria berberidis CBS 394.84, 1003 nucleotides long. Its product is annotated as CIA30-domain-containing protein. Gene Ontology annotation, biological process: mitochondrial respiratory chain complex I assembly; mitochondrial electron transport, NADH to ubiquinone. Lineage: Eukaryota; Fungi; Ascomycota; Dothideomycetes; Pleosporales; Cucurbitariaceae. The transcript has 2 exons. The record is from RefSeq and is a predicted model, not a curated record. The coding region runs from base 76 to 897 and encodes 273 amino acids. Gene Ontology annotation, cellular component: mitochondrion.